UUCACUUGAGAGAAGAAGAGGUUCAAUUCAAAGUCUCAACACAAAACACCCUCUUCUCUUCUUUCUCUUCCUUCUUCAAUAGUGUUUUCACUUUUUUUUUUCUAAUUCUUGUUUCGUUUUCCCAAAAAACCAAACUUUCAAAUUCCAAACCCAGAAAUCGCCAUCUUUGAAUCACACCCAUUCUCUCUCUCUCUCUCUCUCUCUCUCUCUCUCUCUCUAUUUCUUAUAGAAGCGUUUUUAUCACAUUCCAAGAGAAACCCAUAUCGUUAUAUACAGUGAAGCCUCAGAUUUUGAACCCUGAAUCGCUGAAUCGAAGUACCAUUCAGUAGUGGGGGGGUUUUGUGAGUGGCUGAAUGCGUUGGUGAGAUAAGAAGAACUUGCAUGUUUUGAAUUUGCAUAGUGUUUUGAGGAAGAGUUUGCAGCAGAGCUUCUUCUUCUUCUUCUUCAUGGCAGGGAAGCGCGUGUACGAGGCAUGGAAAGGAAGUAACAAAUUCCUAUUUGGUGGAAGGUUGAUAUUUGGGCCUGAUGCUAGGUCACUGCUUAUCACCUUGUUGCUGAUUAUUGUCCCAGUUAUCGUCUUUUGUGUAUUUGUAGCAAGGCAUCUUCGGCAUGAAUUUUCUUCAUAUAAUGCAGGAUAUGCUAUUUUGGUGGUGGCAGUUCUCUUUAAUAUUUAUGUAUUGAUUCUUCUCUUUCUUACUUCUUCUCGUGAUCCGGGCAUUGUUCCGAGGAAUUUACAUCCACCAGAGGAAGAGAUACGAUAUGACUCUUCAGUAUCUGUUGAUAUUGGGGGACGACAAACACCAAGCCUUCAGUUCCCUCGAUCAAAAGAAGUAAUGGUCAAUGGCCUUCCUGUAAGGAUAAAGUAUUGUGACACUUGCAUGCUGUAUCGGCCUCCUCGUUGCUCGCAUUGCUCCAUUUGCAACAAUUGUAUUGAACGUUUUGAUCACCAUUGCCCUUGGGUAGGCCAAUGUAUUGGAGAGAGGAACUACCGUUUCUUUUUUCUGUUUGUGUCGUCGGCAACCAUACUAUGUAUCUAUGUGUUUUCCAUCUCAGCGUUUUACAUCAAGGUUCUGAUGGAUCGUUAUGAUGGGACAGUUUGGAAGGCAAUGAAAGAAUCCCCUGCAUCUGUCAUACUAAUGGCAUAUUGUUUUAUCUCAUUGUGGUUUGUUGGUGGACUAACUGGCUUUCAUUUGUACCUUAUUGGCACAAAUCAGACCACCUAUGAAAACUUCAGGUACAGGUCUGAUAACAGGCUCAAUGUUUAUAAUCGCGGUUGUUUAAAUAAUUUUCUGGAAGUAUUUUGUACAAAAGUGAAGCCAUCAAGGAACAAUUUCCGGGCUUUUGUUCAAGAAGAGGUACAGAGGCCACACCCUCCAGUCAUUGCCCAGGAACCUGAACCUGAUUCAGGUGGGGAUCGUCGUCCUAAGGUCGAAGAUGAUCUAGAUAUUGGUGAAGACUUAAAAAAGAUUUCACAGCGCCGGAAUGUUGAACAAAUUGAUGAGGAUAUUCGGAGCAGAGGGAGCAAUGGAGCUCCCCAUAAUACAUCUGAAGUUGAUUCUGUUUUCGGCUCAGAUCGUCAAGCUCCAACAAUUCGAUCUGAAGCAAGGCACUCGAGUUGGGGAAGAAGUAGAAGUGGAAGCUUUGAAAUUGCGCCAGAGUUCCUUGCCAAUUCGAAUGUAACUGAAAGUAGGAGCAUGCGCCAAUGAUUGGGGGCUUUUUGGGGGGGUGGGUGAGGUGGUUGUCUUUCUUUUUUCUGGACAGCAUCAAAACGUUAGAUGAUGGGUUAUUUUGAUAUUAAAGAUAGAGAAGGAAAUGCUUCCUUGAUCAUAGUUUACCUUUAUAGGAAUGGGAAUUGAAUUGAUUGAAGUUUAAGUAUAAAAACUUAUUUGAUCAUUUUA
This is a messenger RNA of Gastrolobium bilobum, 1898 nucleotides long. Its product is annotated as protein S-acyltransferase 8-like. The record is from RefSeq and is a predicted model, not a curated record. Gene Ontology annotation, cellular component: Golgi apparatus; endoplasmic reticulum. Lineage: Eukaryota; Viridiplantae; Streptophyta; Magnoliopsida; Fabales; Fabaceae. Gene Ontology annotation, biological process: protein targeting to membrane; peptidyl-L-cysteine S-palmitoylation. Gene Ontology annotation, molecular function: protein-cysteine S-palmitoyltransferase activity. The coding region runs from base 447 to 1706 and encodes 419 amino acids. The transcript is spliced from 5 exons.